ACACUGCAGAAUGUCUAGCAGGCCUAGCCUUGCAUGCAGCGAGCUCCAACCCGACGGAGGGUAGGCUGGAUAUGUAUCCAUGAAAAGAUCUUGGAAUUAUUUUCUAAUGGCGGCUACUAAAUUACAUUUUGGUAUACGCGGAACGAUAAAUAUGUGUAGGUGAUGAGGUAACACAGAAACCAAAGGAGGAUUCCAUAAUUUUACUGGAAAGACAGACAGUACAUGAUUCAUACAUUAUGGCAGGCUGUAUUAAUCUACAACAGUUACUCUGGCUUAUACUGCCUAUUGCCAUGGCAUUUUCAGAGGAGAAAUUUUGUGCUUAUUACAAGAAUCCUGAAUAUCUUGGGGAAUACGAUGCAGAUGUUGGAACUCUCCAAGCGGACAACAAGACAGUAAAGUGUACUCACGAGAAAGAAACAUGCGUUUCAUUGUGGCACAAUAAGACCAUGGACGGCCAGCUACAUAUUGAAAUGAUGUUUCAGGGAUGCUUUAAUAAUGAGGUGUCCAUGUUCUGUGAAGAAGACUGUAAAUCGACAAGUGCGCCCUCACAGGUAUUCAGCGUCAACAACACGGUUCACUUUUGCUGCUGCACGAAAAACCUGUGUAAUAUAAAUGUUUCCGAUGCCUAUGUUCCUGCGCCACCUACUAGCAUUCAACCGGGAGUGACAGGCUCUGGUGUUUCACCAAAUUCCAGCAGUAUAAAGACUAUCAUCUUGGCCAUAGUGCCAUUAUUUUUUCUCAGUGUUGUUGUUGUUUCUGUUUUCCUGAUCUGCCGUCUUCGUUUCUUGGCCUUCAAGGACUCCUUAACCGAAUUGCCAUCGACGGAGUCUGGCAGCUUGGAGCCAACAUUUGAUAUAGAACAAAUGCAACUAUUUAAUUUAGUUGGCCAAGGACGAUACUGCAACGUAUACCGGGGCUUGCUUGGUGAACAAGAGGUUGCCGUAAAGGUAUUCGCUGGGUCCUCACGGAACUGCUUUUUAAAUGAAAGUGAAAUUUACAGCAUAGGUUCGCUCGACCAUGCCAACGUUUUGAAAUAUUAUGGUGCUGCGGAGAGGCUUGGAGAAGAUGGUUGGAUGGAGUAUCUGCUAGUAGUGGAGUACAUAUCAGGAGGUUCUUUGAUGGGCUACCUCAAGGAAAAUGUAUUUGACUGGUUUGGAAUGUGCCGACUUGCCCAGACUACUGCUGCAGGCAUUGCGUAUAUUCAUCAAGAAAUUAAAAAUGGAGAUGUUGUAAAGCCAGCUAUAGUCCAUCGGGAUAUCAACUCGCGUAACAUUCUUGUACGGCCUAACGGUACAUGUGUGAUUGGCGAUUUAGGUUUUUCUAUGAAGGUGUCUGGUUCUAGAUUAGUUGGAGAGGAUGAUGACACAAGUUCAUUGACAGAUGUUGGCACUGUUCGUUAUAUGUCGCCAGAAGCUCUAGAAGGCGCUGUCAAUCUGCGAGACUGUGAAUCUGCCCUCAAGCAGGUUGAUAUUUAUGCCUUAGGACUUGUCAUUUGGGAGAUAGCAAACAGAUGCUCAGAUCUCUUUCCAGCUGGUGUACCUGAUUAUAAGUUGCCCUAUGAAGCUGAAGUUGGUCAGCGCCCAAGUUUUGAAGAUAUGCAACUAUUAGUGUCUGUGAAGAAGGAACGCCCCAAGUUCCCUGAUGCUUGGAAGGAAAAUAAUCAGGCACUGCGUUCACUAAAAGAGAUAAUGGAAGACAGUUGGGAUCAUGACGCAGAGGCUCGAUUGACAGCUCUGUGCAUUGAGGAGCGUAUCAUUGAGCUUAUGGUUAUGUGGGACAAGACAAAAGUAGUGAAUUCUACAGUCAAUCCAACUCAACCAGACAUUGUCAGAAAUGGGGGCUCACAGUCAUCGAUGGAUAGCACAGAUUCUGCAGUGAAGGUUCGGCCAUCGAAACAGGCGGUACGUAAAGACAGAGAGUCUGCAAUGCCUCCGAAGGUGUGUCAACUGCCGGACCAUGUAGCCCUCUCCCUGUCUGAGGAGGCGAAUGCAUCUUCUGGCUCUCGAUCUGUACCCCUUGAGAAAAAUGAGAGACAAGCUUUCUCGCCGGAGACCUGCAGCACAACAGUGUCCACUCACUCUGAUAUAAACCUCAUGGACUUCAUUUUCUCGCAGCCUGACCCAAAAAAUCUGCAUCAUUCGGACGAGAGCAUUGAGAGAUACACAACCGAUUUGAAAUAUGCUCCACGCGUCGGCGGUAAUGAGGCACUUGCUGAUAUGUAUAGUUACAGCGAGCAAAGCACUUCGCCAAGCCACGGAUCUACGGAUAUGCACCUGCCGCUCACAUCGGAGCACAUGUAUGAUAAUAGGCCACGACAACAGUUUUACAGAACGGGGAAUACUCUUCCAGAAAAUAUGACUAUCAACCAAGCACGACCUGUGAACAGCCAGUCAACAAAAUCAAAUACAAAUAAAGACAGAGAACAACUCCAGUGCGCCCAGGCACGACCACUACCUCAAGAACACCUCAAUUCAGCGACAAACACCCCGUCAAAAUCAUACAAAAACAGUCCAGUUGACAUGGACAACAGCACCGACGAACCAGAUGAAACUAACUAUGGUAGUCCAAAACCUAGGCCUUCAUAUUUACCGGUCGUUCCACAAGUUCAGAACGGUGCCAAGAAAAAAUUAGUAGCUGUUUAUGUACCCGGGUCAGGUCCAACAACCAAAAUUCAAACCGGAAUCGCAAAACUGGAAAUGGCAAAUGGACGGUGCCACCCAGUCAGAGUAGCCACUAAUGGUAACUGCUUGAAUCGUGGUCCUAAUACUGGUUCCUUGCCAUCGGUCAGCCCGAUGACAGGAGAGCAUGACAGUAAUGGUAAUCUGCAAGCGGAUAAUGAGAACGGGACAACGUUAAGUCGAGAAGACCGUACACUCUCAUAUUCAGAUGCACAAUUAGCCGCUAAAGAUGAGCAACGAUAUUCACUCGAUUUGGACCGAGCUCUACGGUGUUACGCUGCACGGCAUGAUAAUGGCAAACGUAAGGCAACCCCAUUUCGCAUCAAGCAGAGUAAAAUGGCAGUACACGAUAUAGAAGCUGAUAAUGUCAACCAGAAAAUGAUGCCGCCGCUUAUUUACAACUCUCACGAGAUGCAUCCGUCGAGUCGGGUGCCAAAUGGACAGUUUCGUCAAAGGGAUCUUAAUGAACAGCAAGAAUCCCUACACUCGCUUGCAAACCAAACUGACACUGUUGCUGGGGCUAGCAAAGUACCUUACAACAGGCUAGGGGAGGCAAGUGGGGGACAAUCUGAAUCCUCAGAGAGCAGUGAACCACUGUGUAAUGGUGGGGACAGCCGGGCUAGUGACCCACUGCUGACCAAUAUUGGAAAGUAUAAAGUUUCCUGUUUGUAAAAUGUGAGAAAGUGAUUGAAAGCUGUUGUAGCUGUGUGUGUAUAUUUCAAUGUGAGGUUUUUAACUGCUCUCAACUUGACUGCCAGAAAGCUCACAGUAUUUCUAACAGCUCUGCAUCUACAGCCUAUAUCAUACUGUCGGUUUAAGUGCUGUCCCACCAUCCAUGCUGAGACAUUUGAAAAAUUCUGUCGGCUGUUUUGUGGGUUAGGAUAUUGGUAUUUAUAUAGAUAUUAUUUUUUAAACCAUGGUCCAUUAAUUAUGGCCAUAAUGUUCAAUGGGCAGGCUGUUAUGACAUGAAUAACUAAUGGUGUUGACCAUUUAACUGCAUGGCUAAUAUGUAUAACGUUGAUAUAUUGGCCAUUAAAUAUUGAAAGCAUGGCUGAUCUGUAAACCAUUUAUUUUAAAUAGCCAGUUUGUUGGCCAUUUAUAAGCAUGGCUAGUCUAUAAAUUAUUGAUAUUGAAUUACCUGGCAUACAGUGGCUUAGGCCGUUAAUUUUACUGUACUGUACAUGUUUUUUGUCAUUUAUGUAAUAUAGUCUGCCUGUAAGCCAUUGGAAUAUGUGACAUGUACAGUAUAUUGACCAGGGAUUAUGAUUGGCCUGUCUAUAGACCAAAGGAAUUAAUGGCCAAUCCAAAAGCCAUAGGCGAUAGAAUCAGUGGCCCAUCCAUAGGUCAUAGUAAUUAAUUGCCCAUCCAUAGGUUAUUGAUACCAUUUGGUAAUUUCCUCAACCCUGUUUGUAUAGUCAUUUAAGAAUUUUGUGAAGUGUGAAUACCAUUUUCGAUCAUUAACAUCACAUGGCAAUGGUAGAGCAAGUGGGUUACCUGCAAAAGAAUGUAUUGCAUGCCAGAAAUAAGUCCUUUAGUGUGAGUGACAUCUUCAUUAAAGCAUUUGUAAAUAUACGCUGCAGUUUGCCAUUUUAAUUUUAAAUUGUAAUAAGCAUAGGAGUGGGGAAGGGGAAAUAUAUUGAUGAUAAAUGAUGAUUACUGCAGUAUAUUAGUGAGGAUCAUGUUUAUGUAUGGAAAAAGACUACACUAAUUGCUUUAUAAGUCAUCUUCCUGUUUGGAAUUUGAUGAAACUGCAAAAGGGCAUUGUAAUAUUCAAAGCCCAUUUAGAUCACCUAUCUAUCCAGGAAUAAAAAUAAUGUGCGCUACAGUAUACCAUAAUAAUCACCUGUACAGAGGGACGAAACUGAUGAUUUUAUUUUGGCCUAGCACAGCCUAGAUUUGUGACGCCGGUUAAAAUUAUGCUAUAACCAAGUUAGUUCUGUUUCAUUUUUCACAUGUGAAAUAUUCACUUUCCAAAUUUUUCAGUUUCUUUUUUCUUCUCAAUGUCCAAAAAAUCUAGGGAUUCCUUAAAUUUUGUCUCAACUAUGAGAUUGAAGCAAAUGUAGUGAAUUUUAGACCUGGCUCUUUCUUGGAAUUUCAUAUUACACCAUAUUCGUCACUUGAUAAUGAUAAUGCAUGGUUGUCGAAAACAUGAUGAUUGUAGAAUGUUGUACAGUUCACCUUCUAAUUCAAGACUCCUCUAAUUUCGAUACCUUUCUAAUUCCAAGACCCUUUAAUUCGAGACCACUUGACUUUUCCAAAUUACCAAUUACCAAUCUUUUUACACAAAGGAUACCCUCUUAUUGGAGACUAAACCGUGAGACCACCGUACAUAUCCAGUUCACAAAGGAGGGUUCACUGUGUAAUAGAAAUGGUUGGGGACUUUCAUAGUGCAUAAUACAUGGUCUCUAUGCGCUGAUGUUGGCAUGUACAUUCUCCUAAUGAAGUAAUCAAACACUGGUUCUUCUCAAACUCUUUUUUAACAGUUGUAAAUUUAUUAUACACAUUACCAUAUCAUAAUUGUUAAAGUAAUAAUAAUUUCAACUACACUUUAAACAUUGAUGAAGGUCUCAUGAUCUGAUUAAAUUAAUUUUUAUUUUUAUUUCUCUUAAAUUAUCACUUAUUUUCUAUUUUGUGUAUUGUUUAUAUCACAUCAUGUGAUUACAGUGAUAUGUAUGUACAGUAUGUAAGAAAAACAAUAAUUUAGUUAAAAUUACCUGUAACAAUAUUUUUUCUAAUUUAAUUAAAAAUUAUUAUAAUAUAUUUUAUAUUAUAUACUUUCGUUUAUGUUAUCUUGAGCUACUUUGUAACAUUGUUUUGCUGUAUUCAUUUGUUUUCUGGUAUUUUUUAAAAUACAGUAUCAUUUUAUAUUUCUAUUAUGAUGUAUCAUAAGGCUGGUCUCCUUAGAAUCGCUACGCUGUUGCAAUUGCGUUUUUCACUGCAUCUUUGCACUGCAUAGAUGUCCCCGACGCAAUCAGGAAUACUCCCUGAUUCAGCUGACUAAUCAGCAUCGCCAAAGGUGUUGGCGAUAGCGCGCGGCGAUUUUUAUGGAAACUAUACAUGUGAACAAUGGUAUACAAUAAUUUGUUACAAAUAAUAUGGUACAUUUGGAAUCAUCUGAGUUACAACUUUUCACAUAUUUUCUGCACAUGUGAAAUGGAUAUUAAACACAAAUGAUUGGUUGCAGUCUAUCAAACUCACCUUUGACCUAUAGCUCAGUCCACACUAUCAAAGUUCAUGCGACAAAAAAAAAAAAAUGUGAUGUGCCCAUAAUUGUGCGUAAAGGUCUGACAUGUCCGUACCUAUCAUAUGCACAUGAUAAAUUUUUUAUGUAGUUUACAUCAGGUAAACACACUUAUACUGACUGGUAAAGUCUUAAGAUUUUGCUAAACCCCAACCAUGUUUUUCUAGCAAAUGGUAAUUAUAAAGGUGAAAUUCAUCGAAAAAGCAUUUCUAUAUAACAUGAUGUGAUGCAGUUGAAUGAUGUACCAUGUGGAACAAGUAUUACUUUAUAGUUGUACCCUAAAGAGUAAAGUAGGUUUCCACUUUCAAAAGCUGUUGCUGUAAAGAUGUGCUGUUGUCUUUACUACUAGCUAUACACAACACUUUCAUGGUGGGUGUUGAAAGUACUGUGCAGUGGUAGUGUAUUUAAUUUAACAGAUUUUAAUCUGUGUUUAAAAUAAACCUUUUCCCCUAAGCCCCGCCUCUUUGUUACCUUUGCUAAGGUUUCAGAGUGACAGCGUGAACAUGCAUUUGUGAGACAAACACAUAUUCCUGAUCCUUUUCUGAUUGGUUGGUUGUAAUGUUGUUAACUUUGACCAUCCGAAAAGAUUCAUUGUGUUUUAUAUUUGGAAUGGGCUCUAAACCUUGAAAAACUGUAAAGCUUUUUAAAUACACUUUUUUAAAAGUUUCUUUAACCAAAAUUAGCAAUUAGAACAGAAAACUGAAAUGACAAAACUUUUUACAGUAAUUAAUUUUGUUUGGUGAGGUCCAUAUUUAUUUUUCCAAUGUCUGCCAAUAGCCACAUUUAUGAAGUAUGGAAAAUAUGCUAGUGUGAAAUAAUGUGUUCAAGAGGUGCUGGAUAAUAAAAAAAAAUGUGUGGCUACAAUGUGUGAGAAUUUGAAUCUAAUAGACGACUUUCUUUGGCCAUUAAGAAGUUUCUACUAAAGAUUGUCAGGGGUCCUAAGAAGCUAGUUUUAGGAGAACUAUAUAAAGGAGCUUUCUUAACAUUUCUGAUUAUGUUUUGCUGUGGACAGUGAUACUCACUAGCAUUGACUUCAGGAGACACUUAAUAAAAGACAGUAGUAAAAACAUGCAAACAUCAUAAAUUUGUGGGAAAUGGGGUAUUCUUCCCGGAAAUUAUUAAUGCUUGCAUAUGUGCAGAAGCCUUCACAGCUUCCAGGAGACUCUCACAACUUGGGACCCCUGGAUUGUGCUAUAAUGGAAACAAAUGCUUUCAGUAGUUUAUCGUAAUCGUAAGCUCUAUCAGAUAAUUUGAAGUACAAUUUUAAUUUUCUUAAACAAUUUUUAAAAUGAUUGUGUACAUUGUAUAUUACUGUAUAUGGUUUUUAAGAAAUUUGGUAAGACAGCACUGUUCUUUCUUACAUUUAUUUGUUUUCAAUCAUUUUAAUAGCAGUGAUUUUAAUGUGGUACUGUACAAUGUUCUUUUUAUUCAUAUCUUUGAGGGCGGUUUUUUUCAUAAGUUGCUCAAUACGCGUUUUAAAUCGAUUAAACUAAGCAGCCUCGGGCCAGCUCCACACAUAAUAUACCGCUUAGAUGUUGGUGUACACUUCCUUUUAAGGAGGUUUUUCUGAUUUAGUCAAAUUGCAAAGUAUCUUGAUGUACUGAUAGUAGUUGUAAUAAACAAAUUACAUAUUCUGACCGAGAACAUGUGGUGAAACCACUUAAUUUUAAUAAUAUUCUUCUGUAUCUGUUAUUUUUGUUUUUCAGUAACAACAGUACAUACAUUAUUGUAGAUAGCAGUCCAAUGACACAAAAUUAUGUCUUAUUAUGAAUGAAUGAUUUAGCUAUAUAAACUGAAAUGUAUGCUAUAUAGGUCAAUGGUUAAGGGUACUUACAUCUCUUUUCGUAGAUUAGCCUAAUUUUAAUGAACAAUAGAACAAACUGUCAAUUUGCUCAACCCAUUUUACUGAUAGCUGUCAAUAUUUUUUUAAAGAUUGUUGGUGCUUUGAUAAUGAUUUUGUACUGUAACAUAUGCACAGGAACAAGCCGAAUUAAUGAUAGGAAGGCUUGAAACACAACACAUGUCAAGACUAUACAGGGUUGAAGAUGUAUUUUCCUCUAAUAAAUAGCAAAAUAUAAAUGAAUUUUGAAAAUAACUUGACCAUUUUGAACUAAAAUACCAAACAAAUUAUCAAUUUGAACAUAUAAAUUAGUGUACUAAAAAUAAUAUUUACCCCUAAUGUUCACUCAAAAAUGUUUUUCCAUUAUAAAAAUAAUGUUUCUAUGAUUUUCAUUACAUCUGGAAGGUAACUCUGGGUACUUUUUUCUUUUUGAAAUUCACAAAUUUUAUACUGAAGUUGAUGAUUUUUGUGUUCAAAAUAUUCAAUCAAAAUUGAUUUUUAUGUUAUCAUUUUUCAGAGAACUACACUGUAUAUGUUUAAAUAGUGUGUGCGAGGAAAGAAGUAAAGUUAUAUGAUGGUAUUAAACACAAAAUGUUGUAAAUAUAGACAGUGGCGUUAUAAAUGCUCUGAAAAUACGCAGUUCCUAUAAGAUAAAUUAUAAAUUUAUACAUAAAGCAUUUCUUUAUGAAACUCGUCAGUGUGUUCCGGUUGUAACUAGGUUUUAGGUAGAAUCUUGAUAACGCCCUCUAUAAUAAAUAUUUGUGUGGUUAAAUUGUGGAAGCUUUAGACCUAUUCGUUGUAGCGUUAUAUAAAUACUGUAUUAUGUGCAUGGAUUUUCUGGUGAGAUUUACGAUUUCUUGAAUCAAACCAGCAAUAGAAGUCAGCUUCUACAGACAAUAAAACAAAUAAAAGGAAUUAAUGUA
Molecule: messenger RNA, 8682 nt
Organism: Anneissia japonica
Lineage: Eukaryota; Metazoa; Echinodermata; Crinoidea; Comatulida; Comatulidae
Product: bone morphogenetic protein receptor type-2-like
Exons: 9
Coding region: 237-3350 (1037 amino acids)
Biological process (GO): protein phosphorylation; BMP signaling pathway; cellular response to growth factor stimulus
Cellular component (GO): signaling receptor complex; plasma membrane
Molecular function (GO): ATP binding; transforming growth factor beta receptor activity
Source: RefSeq, a predicted model, not a curated record